Nanorana parkeri is the source of this 1552-nucleotide messenger RNA. RefSeq names its product ribonucleotide reductase regulatory subunit M2 (gene RRM2). Bases 22 to 1188 code for a protein of 388 amino acids. The record is from RefSeq and is a predicted model, not a curated record. Gene Ontology annotation, biological process: deoxyribonucleotide biosynthetic process. The transcript is spliced from 10 exons. Gene Ontology annotation, cellular component: cytosol. Gene Ontology annotation, molecular function: ribonucleoside-diphosphate reductase activity, thioredoxin disulfide as acceptor. Lineage: Eukaryota; Metazoa; Chordata; Amphibia; Anura; Dicroglossidae.
GCUCGUCUACCUCCUGUCACCAUGCUGGCUUCCCGCAAACCUCUCGGAGCUGUGAAUGAGAACAUGUCCCCCAUGAAGAACCUGAGCCUGGUGGACAAAGAGAACACGCCGCCUUCUCUGAGCAACACCCGGGUCCUGGCCAGUAAGACGGCCCGCAAGAUCUUCCAGGAUGCCGAGAAUGAACCGGUAAAGCCUAAGGAGCAGAAGAACCCAAGUAUUCAAGACGAGCCCCUCCUGAGAGACAACCCCAACCGCUUUGUCAUUUUCCCAAUCCAGUAUCAUGAUAUCUGGCAGAUGUACAAGAAGGCAGAAGCCUCAUUCUGGACUGUAGAAGAGGUUGACCUCUCAAAAGAUCUUCUGCACUGGGAAUCUUUGAAGGAGGAUGAGAAGUGGUUUAUCUCACACGUGUUGGCUUUCUUUGCUGCCAGUGACGGAAUUGUAAAUGAGAACUUGGUCGAGCGUUUCAGUCAGGAAAUACAAGUCACAGAAGCGCGCUGUUUCUAUGGAUUUCAAAUUGCAAUGGAGAACAUUCAUUCGGAGAUGUACAGCCUUCUCAUUGACACAUAUGUUAAAGAUCCCAAAGAGAGGGACUUCUUGUUCAAUGCAAUUGAAACGCUGCCAUGUGUGAAGAGGAAGGCGGAAUGGGCACUCCGCUGGAUUAGUGAUAAAAAUGCAACCUAUGGUGAGCGUGUGGUUGCAUUUGCUGCUGUGGAGGGAAUCUUUUUCUCUGGAUCAUUUGCAGCCAUCUUCUGGCUGAAGAAGCGAGGGUUGAUGCCUGGUCUCACAUUCUCUAAUGAACUAAUCAGCAGAGAUGAGGGUUUGCACACAGAUUUUGCUUGUCUUAUGUUCAAACACCUUGUGCACAAGCCAUCAGAAGACCGUGUCCAGGAGCUGAUCAUUGAUGCAGUCAGAAUUGAGCAGGAAUUCUUGACUGAUGCACUGCCUGUGAAACUGAUCGGCAUGAACGGUGACCUGAUGAAGCAAUAUAUUGAGUUUGUAGCAGAUCGUCUCCUGUUGGAGCUGGGCUUUAGCAAGUUCUUCAGAGCAGAAAAUCCAUUUGACUUCAUGGAGAACAUUUCACUGGAAGGGAAGACCAAUUUCUUUGAGAAGAAAGUUGGUGAAUAUCAGAAGAUGGGGGUCAUGUCCAAGACAUCGGACCAUAAAUUCACUCUAGAUGCGGACUUCUAAAUGAACUAUUUAAAAAAAAAAUCUGUCUGCUGUGACUUGGUUACUUUCAGUAUGCAGGUUCUAGACUGUAAGGUGAAUGGAAACCUGUUACAGUGGAGAACUAUAAGCUACCGGCAUUAUCUCCAUCAGAUGUGGACGCUCAUCCCUUCUGACAGAUCAACUAUAGUGUCUGUUUUGGCACAUGCUAGUUUACAGUAGGAGCAUGAAACACUCAUGGGUACAAAAACUUGUACAGCUUGGGGGUAUUUUAAAGGGUGCUGUGUACUCUGCAGGGGAACUGCUGCUUGUUGGCAGCUUUUUUUUUUUGUAAAUUUUUUUAAUGUAUUUUUAAGUCAAACUGUGGCACUUUAAAUAAAAGUCUUUU